CGGCGGGCGGAGCUGCGGGGCUCGGCUGGACUCGGUUCGCUUCGGCUGCGCUCGGCACGCUGCGGUAAAUCCCGGCUCGCGGGUGGCUGGCAGAGGCUCCGGCUGGUGGUCCCUGCUGCGCGCUCUAAGCCCGGAGAGCCAUGCAGAUGUCCUACGCCAUCCGGUGCGCCUUCUACCAGCUGCUUCUGGCCGCCCUCAUGCUCGUAGCGAUGCUGCAGCUGCUCUACCUGUCGCUGCUGUCCGGGCUGCACGGGCAGGAGGAACAAGACCAGUAUUUCGAGUUCUUUCCCCCGUCCCCGCGGUCCGUGGACCAGGUCAAGGCGCAGCUCCGUACCGCGCUGGCCUCGGGAGGCGUCCUGGACUCCAGCGGUGACUACCGCGUCUACAGGGGCCUGCUGAAGACCACUAUGGAUCCCAACGAUGUGAUCCUGGCCACGCACGCCAGCGUGGACAACCUGCUGCACCUGUCCGGCCUGCUGGGGCGCUGGGAGGGCCCGAUGUCCGUGUCGGUGUUCGCGGCCACCAAGGAGGAGGCGCAGCUGGCCACGGUGCUGGCCUACGCGCUGAGCAGCCACUGCCCCGACAUGCGCUCCAGGGUCGCCAUGCACCUAGUGUGCCCCUCGCGCUACGAGGCCGCCGUGCCCGACCCCCGGGAGCCGGGGGAGUUUGCCCUGCUGCGCUCCUGCCAGGAGGUCUUUGACAAGCUAGCCAGAGUGGCCCAACCCGGGAUCAAUUAUGCGCUGGGCACCAACGUCUCCUAUCCUAAUAACCUGCUGAGGAAUCUGGCUCGCGAAGGGGCCAACUACGCACUGGUGAUCGAUGUGGACAUGGUGCCCAGCGAGGGGCUGUGGAGAGGGUUGCGGGAGCUGCUGGAUCAGAGCAAGCAGUGGGCGGGCACCGCGCUGGUGGUGCCUGCCUUCGAGAUCCGUCGAGCCCGCCGCAUGCCCGUCAGUAAGACGGAGCUGGUGCAGCUCUACCAGGUGGGCGAGGUGCGCCCCUUCUAUUAUGGGCUGUGCACGCCCUGCCAGGCACCCACCAACUACUCCCGCUGGGUCAACCUGCCUGAAGAGAGCCUGCUGAGGCCUUCCUACGUGGUGCCCUGGCAGGACCCCUGGGAGCCAUUCUAUGUGGCUGGAGGCAAGGUGCCCCCCUUCGAUGAGCGCUUUCGGCAGUAUGGCUUCAAUCGCAUCAGCCAGGCCUGUGAGCUGCACGUGGCAGGGUUCGAUUUUGAGGUUUUGAAUGAAGGUUUCCUCGUUCAUAAGGGCUUCAAGGAAGCUUUGAAGUUCCAUCCCCAAAAGGAGGCUGAAAAUCAGCACAAUAAGAUCUUGUACCGCCAGUUCAAACAGGAGUUGAAGACCAAGUACCCCAACUCCCCCCGCCGCUGCUGAGCCCUUCCCUCCCCCAGUCUGAGAAGUUUCAGCCUCCUGACUCCUCGGGCCGCCCCUUAGGCCUGACUGGGGUAAGAAAUGUCUCUCCACUUUGCAGAGGGAGCUAUAGUGUUGCAACACUGGACUUGAAUAUGGGGUGCUAGGAUCAAGUUCUAGCUUUACCACUAACUAGCUGUGUGGCCUUGAGCAAAUCCCUUUACCUCCCUGAGCCUCAGUUACUCCGUCUGUAAAACGGGAAGUGAGAAUGCCUACCUCACAGAACUGUUGGGAGGCUCAGACGAGACGCUAUCUGUGAAAACAUUCUGUAAGCUUCGUACAAAUGUGAAGUAUUAUUAAUAUUAUUACAGUAUUAUUAUUGUUGUUGUCACUAUUGUUAUUAACAAUCGUGGGUGUGUGGGUGGUAGGAAAGCAGAAAAUAUGAAUGGGACAGGGCUGAAAGAUCAGAGACAUGGGGGUACUUAAGGAAUGGGGCUUUCCGGAAAGAAAUCGGAUGAAGGCGUGGAAUUUCGUUCGUAGCUUCUGGGCAGAAGCCUAAACAACUCUAGCGCCUCCACCCUCGGGGGCUGUGGAGGAGGGAAGGGUCUGAAGGCUUGAUGGGCGAUAAUCCAUGAAAAUCUGUACCCUCGAAUAGGCUGGUGCUGGGUAUUUGCCUACUUAUGACAAUGUUUAAAUAAAUGAGUGUUCACACCCA
Trichechus manatus latirostris (Florida manatee) is the source of this 2079-nucleotide messenger RNA. It is a transcript of the gene B4GAT1, whose product is annotated as beta-1,4-glucuronyltransferase 1. Gene Ontology annotation, cellular component: Golgi apparatus. Lineage: Eukaryota; Metazoa; Chordata; Mammalia; Sirenia; Trichechidae. The transcript has 2 exons. The record is from RefSeq and is a predicted model, not a curated record. Bases 141 to 1388 code for a protein of 415 amino acids. Gene Ontology annotation, biological process: protein O-linked glycosylation via mannose. Gene Ontology annotation, molecular function: glucuronosyltransferase activity.